Messenger RNA from Spinacia oleracea (spinach), 726 nucleotides. Its product is annotated as cysteine-rich and transmembrane domain-containing protein WIH2. Bases 130 to 384 code for a protein of 84 amino acids. The record is from RefSeq and is a predicted model, not a curated record. Lineage: Eukaryota; Viridiplantae; Streptophyta; Magnoliopsida; Caryophyllales; Amaranthaceae. Gene Ontology annotation, cellular component: plasma membrane. The transcript has 3 exons.
AAUUAUAGGAAGACGUAGCCACGUAGAAACCGUGUUCAUAUGUCGUUAAAUACAUCACCAUCCUCGUUCGCUUCCUUAGUCCCUUACAACUUACAAUUACAAAAACCAAUAACCUUUCAUUGACGCAAUAUGAGUAACUACCCUCCUCCUCAAGGUUACCCUCCUCCAGAUCAAGGUUACCCACCACCAGGGUACCCGGCGCAAGGGUACCCACCACCUCCACAAGGAGGAUACCCGCCACAGGGGUACCCUCCUCCUCAAUAUGCUCCUCAGUAUGCUGCACCUCCUCCUCAACAGGAGCAGAAGAAGAAAGUUGGUUUCAUGGAAGGAUGUUUGGCUGCUCUUUGCUGUUGCUGCGUUAUGGAUGCCUGCUUUGAUUUUUGAUGAUGUACCGGUGUGCGUGUCUCCAGUAGCUUGAUAUUGUUGUGAUCUGCAUAACAGGCAAUCCUUCCUAACCUCAAAAAAGGGAAAAGAUCUAGGUUAUUUUAUAAUUACUUGGAUCUUUACUUGGAAUUGUCAAGUGAACUUUCAUUGCAUUGUGUGUGUUUUCAUCUUCCAUUUGCGAGCUACCAAUGAGGUCUUGGCCUAGUGGCAAAGAUUGAGGGCCUGUGUAUAACAGGUUAGAGGUUCGAAUCUCUCUACCCCGUUUGUAAUUGAAUUUGUAAUGCCCUUGUGGCCAGAUAAGACUAUGAAUAUCCAAUGAGCUAUUACUUUGGCUUCUGUUGA